CAACAUUCGAGUAACAUUGACAUCGAUAGGGUCCUAUUACAAAACUUUUUGCUAGACUGGUCAGCAUAUUCUGUGGUACCAAAAACUUAAACUUCAAGAAGAAAUGAAGUGACAUAUUUUGGAGCGGUCUCUACCUUUAUUUUAGAGAAUUUAAUUUCUAUUUAUUUUUGAUACUAACUCUACAUACUUCCACAAUGCCACAUCGACCUCUUGUGGUGCCACCUGAGUGUGCAUCCAUGCUGUUCAACCAUAAGACUAGUUACCGUACUGACUACAGAGGUUUUGAAAUCACAAAUGUGAUCAGGACAGUGUUUAAGCCGAAGCCUGUGAAGCCAAGACCCUUGCCGGAGCCUCUUAAAGACAUACAAGCUCUGUUUCCUCUGCGGGACCCGAGUGUACCGUUUGAUAUGUUUCAUAAGCCGAAGGAAAUCGUCAAAACUAACCCUCGUAUUAUGCAGGACAAGCAUGAGCGACCGGAGGACACGCUAAGACUGCACGUUCAGCAAACUCGUCCAGAGGUUGUCAUGACCCCUGCUCUGCAUUUAGAUGCAGUAGGAGAACCAAUGCGGCAGAAGUUUAUGGACCACAUUUACAAAUCGACGCAGAUGGUGGCACUGGAGGAGGCUGUCGCUCUAUCAGUCAAGAGACCAAACGUUAAAGCCCCAUUAACAAACUCAUACGGAACGCCCUCACCGGAGGUAUCAAUAGAACCUCUGCAGCUUCCCUACGUGUCCCCGGAGUGGCGCAUGCAGUCCGUCACCUGGGAGACCAACCAGCUCCGGUCUUAUGUGGAACCAACCAAAACCUUCUGGAAGAGUAGAACUCCGAAUUGUCCGGAAUGCAAAGAAACCGCAGCGAGGAAGGCAAUGCAGAAAAUGGCGCGAAUGAAACGCAACUGACUUGAACAUAGCUUUAUUGUCAAACUUAAACAUACAACAUUAGUUAUAGAUAUAAAUUUUAUAUUACAUGUAGUUGCAGAAGAAAUUCUCGGACGACAACAAAAUAG
Messenger RNA from Trichoplusia ni (cabbage looper), 1006 nucleotides. RefSeq lists its product as uncharacterized. The coding region runs from base 195 to 899 and encodes 234 amino acids. Lineage: Eukaryota; Metazoa; Arthropoda; Insecta; Lepidoptera; Noctuidae. The record is from RefSeq and is a predicted model, not a curated record. The transcript is spliced from 5 exons.